This is a messenger RNA of Vigna umbellata (rice bean), 4238 nucleotides long. Lineage: Eukaryota; Viridiplantae; Streptophyta; Magnoliopsida; Fabales; Fabaceae. The record is from RefSeq and is a predicted model, not a curated record.
UUUCCUUGUUUAUUAUCGUUCAUUCUUACCGUUCUCUCCCACUCUUUCUCUCUCAUAUUCGAAGACAUAAUAGGGUAAUAUGGAUGAGACUCCAAUGGACCCUAUAAAAACUGGAGAGAGAGAAGAGCAGCAUCGAAAUUUCUAUGCAGAAGAAUAAAUGUUUAUUUAUUUUCUUAUCCUUGUGCUAUCUCAUUAGCGACUAGUGUUUUUGUGUCGUGAAAAUGUCGUAUUGUAUCUGUUCUGUGGAGAUAACGCUGUAGCAGGUCUUAUUCAUUGUGUUUGGAGGUACCUAAGCUCCAAGAUUCGACUCCUUUUCAUGUCAUAUAUCUCCUUUCACAACACUCACCACCGAUUCCCCAAUACAAACUCAUUUUUUCUUUUUCCUUUCUGCAAUGCCAGAAAAUUAAAAGCCUGUGUUGUUUUGUUGUAGUGAGUAAAUUGUGUGGGUAAGCUUCUAUUGUUCUUUUCGGUCAAAUGGGGUUUUGUUUCUCCCAUGAAAGUUUAAUUUUGCUGUAAUAAACUGUGCUUGUCUCUUGCAUUUGAAGUAACCCUUUUCAUUUCCUCUGUUUCUGGUAGAUUAGGUUCUUAUUUGUUUAUUAGUUUUGUGAGUUCGCGUAUUGUUGGUGACUGGGGAGUAGUUUCUUAUUGUUUUGACUUUAGGGUAGUGAAUGUUUCGGGUUGGGUUUGGUUUAGGAGGAAGAAUAUUUGUAUGGUGAGUUAAGGUUUAGAAAGAAGUGGAUUUUUGGGUUUUUUUUGUUUGUUAUUGGUAGAAGAGUUGAAGGUUAUAUCUCUAAUUCAUGGAAGGUUCUUCCCUAUGCUGUCUGGUGCUAAUUAUUGAAAGAAAAGUGGUGACUUGUGCUGUGGAGUUUGGGUAGUGGCAGGAAGGAUAGAAUGGAUUUAUGGGUUGUUGCAGCUGCUGCUGGAGCUGGCUAUUUGGCUAAAUAUUGGAACAGGGUUGCAAAACAUGGUGAUAGAUCCGUGUCUUCCGAGGAUUCAUAUUUUGAGAACCCUGUCACCUCAAGCGGCCCCUCUCCCUUUGCUAAACAAGCCCGAAGAGAUGAUUUGGCCGAGGAUGUCUGUUCUGAUGGAAGGAUUUCAGAUCUGUACACUCAGGAUGGUAUUGUGACAAGAGAAGUGGCUUCUGACAGAGGGUUUAACAGUGAAAAAAUGCAUAAGUUUUGGAAUUAUAGCAAGCAUGAUGUUCUGUCUUUAGCAAACUUAGCAAUGCCCUUAUCACCAUAUGAUGAUAACUUCAAGGCUGUUGAUGAUUCAAAUGGCCAAAGCUCUGGCAUUGGCGGUGAUCAUGGAUUCCUUAUUCCAGAUUCUUCUGCUGAAAUGGUUCCUGUCAACAACUCUUCUGGACACAAAACCCUUCUCAGGAUGAAGCUUUUGUCUGGGCGUGAGACUAGACCUUUAAGUUCCCUAGAAAGUUGCUUUAUGGCUCAGCUAUACAAGGAGCAUGCUGAAACCGAAGAAUAUGUUUUUGGUUCUCUUGCAUCGCAGUCCACAGCCACGAGAUCAUUUCUUGUUAGCAAUGGAAGCCAAAUAAUCAACAGAGAAAAGAAUAGUACUUCCUUUGAAAGCAAGGAAUAUAAGCUACAAAAAGCAGGUGGUAGAAUAAAGGAUGAAAACGUCUUUGGGGUUCCUCCUUCCUUACCAAAAGUCAGAUCUGUAAAUGAGGCUAAGGAGAAAUUUUAUGCAGUCAUUGGGAGAAGUCGAAGAUUGAGCUCUUCUGACAGUGUGUGCAGUGAAAGUCUUGUCCAUACUCAGCAAUAUGAUAAAACACUUCUCUUCAGUCUUGGGAUUUCUUUUGGGAUGAUGACUUCCAUUAUGGCAAAUAAAAGAGAAAUAGGCAAGUUAAGAGAGUUGUUGAAGCAGACUGAAAACCUGGUUCAAGAUCUACAAGAGGAACUUGAAAUGAAAGAUUCAAUGACUGUGAAGGAGUUACAGAAUGAAAAUUAUGGUUCGCAGGAUACUUGUGAUCAUUCCUCUUAUGAUAAGGAGCUAAAUGAAUUUUCCCCUGAAAAGCAUGUAGAUAACUCACCUAGAAAUGACUCCAAAGAAUCAUGUCAUCAAAAGGUAGAACAAAGUUCAGAAACCAUGAGCAAAAUUGAAGCUGAGCUUGAAGCUGAACUUCCAAACUCACAUCUUGUGCUGUGGAGUUUGGGUAGUGGCAGGAAGGAUAGAAUGGAUUUAUGGGUUGUUGCAGCUGCUGCUGGAGCUGGCUAUUUGGCUAAAUAUUGGAACAGGGUUGCAAAACAUGGUGAUAGAUCCGUGUCUUCCGAGGAUUCAUAUUUUGAGAACCCUGUCACCUCAAGCGGCCCCUCUCCCUUUGCUAAACAAGCCCGAAGAGAUGAUUUGGCCGAGGAUGUCUGUUCUGAUGGAAGGAUUUCAGAUCUGUACACUCAGGAUGGUAUUGUGACAAGAGAAGUGGCUUCUGACAGAGGGUUUAACAGUGAAAAAAUGCAUAAGUUUUGGAAUUAUAGCAAGCAUGAUGUUCUGUCUUUAGCAAACUUAGCAAUGCCCUUAUCACCAUAUGAUGAUAACUUCAAGGCUGUUGAUGAUUCAAAUGGCCAAAGCUCUGGCAUUGGCGGUGAUCAUGGAUUCCUUAUUCCAGAUUCUUCUGCUGAAAUGGUUCCUGUCAACAACUCUUCUGGACACAAAACCCUUCUCAGGAUGAAGCUUUUGUCUGGGCGUGAGACUAGACCUUUAAGUUCCCUAGAAAGUUGCUUUAUGGCUCAGCUAUACAAGGAGCAUGCUGAAACCGAAGAAUAUGUUUUUGGUUCUCUUGCAUCGCAGUCCACAGCCACGAGAUCAUUUCUUGUUAGCAAUGGAAGCCAAAUAAUCAACAGAGAAAAGAAUAGUACUUCCUUUGAAAGCAAGGAAUAUAAGCUACAAAAAGCAGGUGGUAGAAUAAAGGAUGAAAACGUCUUUGGGGUUCCUCCUUCCUUACCAAAAGUCAGAUCUGUAAAUGAGGCUAAGGAGAAAUUUUAUGCAGUCAUUGGGAGAAGUCGAAGAUUGAGCUCUUCUGACAGUGUGUGCAGUGAAAGUCUUGUCCAUACUCAGCAAUAUGAUAAAACACUUCUCUUCAGUCUUGGGAUUUCUUUUGGGAUGAUGACUUCCAUUAUGGCAAAUAAAAGAGAAAUAGGCAAGUUAAGAGAGUUGUUGAAGCAGACUGAAAACCUGGUUCAAGAUCUACAAGAGGAACUUGAAAUGAAAGAUUCAAUGACUGUGAAGGAGUUACAGAAUGAAAAUUAUGGUUCGCAGGAUACUUGUGAUCAUUCCUCUUAUGAUAAGGAGCUAAAUGAAUUUUCCCCUGAAAAGCAUGUAGAUAACUCACCAAGAAAUGACUCCAAAGAAUCAUGUCAUCAAAAGGUAGAACAAAGUUCAGAAACCAUGAGCAAAAUUGAAGCUGAGCUUGAAGCUGAACUUGAGAGAUUGGGGUUGGACAUGAAUGCAUCAAGCCUAGAAAGAAAAUUAUCUGAGCUUGUUGAGAUUGAUUCAGAGUUUGUAGCAGAUUUUUCCCAGGGUGAGCUACGAGCUGACAUGGUCAGUGGUAAAGAUUCUGUCCCUCCAAAAUCGACCGAGGAUGCCGGAGAUCCAACACCUCUCCCUGCUAACUAUGCAGUCUUGCCUCAUGAACUGAGUUUGCGUUUGCAUGAAGUUCUACAAUCUCAGCUUGAGCAACGAGUGCAGGAGCUUGAGAUUGCCCUUGAAAAUAGUGAGAGGAAAGUGCAGCAUUUGGAAUCAAAGCAAGAGGGUUAUUUUCAAAAGGCAUCUUCCUUUAGUAGAGAAAAUGAUGACUGUGACCUUAUAUCCCAGCCCUUAAUCCUUAACUUAUCAGGUGAAGCUCUAGAUGCAUACACUGAGGCUUAUGAAGAACUGAUAAAGAUAAAUGACUCCGAACAAAAUUCACCACAUGAUUGUGCUGACCACAAGGAAGGUUUGCAUUUACAUGACUUGCAUGUAUUAGGGGUUCAACAUGGUGGAGAAAAUGGUUCUAGAAUUUAUGAAUUAGCUGGUACUGAAGUUGAAAGUAACGGUUUUGAUGAUGACGAGGUGGAACAGCAAUUGAUAAGGCAAAUUGUUGAAAGGACCAAGAAAGGUUCUCCUGUUUUUAAAAAUGCACAAAAGAUAUUGUGUUGUGUGGAUGAAGAUGAACAAUGAUAUCAAACAGUUUUAGACAUCUAGGAAUAGAAAAGAGUUAAUAUUUACUAAUACCCAAAAAGCUUCCCUUA